This is a messenger RNA of Diospyros lotus (date-plum), 1092 nucleotides long. RefSeq lists its product as uncharacterized. The record is from RefSeq and is a predicted model, not a curated record. The transcript is spliced from 2 exons. Bases 1 to 1092 code for a protein of 363 amino acids. NCBI's taxonomy places the organism in Eukaryota, Viridiplantae, Streptophyta, Magnoliopsida, Ericales, Ebenaceae.
AUGUCCAACAUCAACCGUAUGUUCUUCCGAAUGAUCCAUGAAGAAGUUCAAGACAAUGAAAAAGAAGAGGCUAUUGUUACAGCAUUAGUUGAACACCAUAUUCAAUCUGGAGAUCACGACUCUGUAUCACGUCAUCGUGGAUCCGUGAUGAACCGUCGUGUCAUCAAUCGCAAUAGAGUUGAAGGUCAUGAGAGGCUUUAUCGUGAUUAUUUUGGUGAUUCUCCUACAUAUCCACCACAUUUAUUUCGUAAAAGGUUUCGUAUGCGUCAAUCAUUAUUUCUACGAAUUCAAGUAGCAAUUGAAUCACAUGAUUCAUACUUUGUUCAAAGAUAUAAUGCUGCAGGAGUUCCUGGAUUAUCAUCACUCCAAAAAAUUAUAGCAGCAUUAAGGAUGCUUGCAUAUGGAUCACCUACAGAUGUUGUGGAUGAAUAUGUCAGGAUUGGCGAAAGUACAGCAAUAGAGAGUUUGAAAAGGUUCGUGAAAGCAGUGGUUGAGGUAUUUGGCGAGCAAUAUUUGAGGCGACCAAAUAGUAUUGAUAUUGCAAGGUUGAUGACCGUGGCUGAACAACGCGGGUUCCCAGGAAUGUUGGGAAGCAUUGAUUGUAUGCAUUGGAAAUGGGCCAAUUGCCCAACUGCAUGGCAUGGAAUGUAUACAGGUCAUGCCCGUAAACCAACCAUUAUUUUGGAAGCAAUAGCUUCAUAUGAUCUAUGGAUAUGGCAUGCUUUUUUUGGAUUACCGGGAUCAUUAAACGACAUUAAUGUGUUAGAUAGAUCCCAUGUAUUCUCAGAAUUGGCAGAAGGUCGCGGUCCUGAAGUAAAAUACACCAUCAAUGGACAUGAAUAUACCAUGGGAUAUUAUCUUGCCGAUGUUGAAGAUGAACGUGAUACAGUUUAUGAGGGUGUAGAUUCCGAAUAUGAUACGGUUGCUGGCACUCCAACAAUUGAAUUGUCUCACAAUCGCAAAAUGAAAUUAUGGACUUCAUACAGGUUCACCAUCAAAUUCAAGACAGCCAAGCUCAUAUGCAACUCAAAAAUGAUCUCGUGGAGCAUUUGUGGGAACUGUAUGGUAAACAAUCGAAUUGAAAUAAAUUAA